AUGAAGGCGGGCGUAAUUCACUGUAGAUGUUCCAGAUGUUUUGCUUUCCCUUCAAAGCGAAGGAUAAGAAAACGGCCCCGAGUCCUGACGUUGUUAAGUCUGCCUGAAGAUGUACUGUUUCAUGUCCUGAAAGGCCUUCCUGCUGAGGACAUCCUUUCAGUCAGAGCCGUUCACUCGCAUCUUAAAUACCUUGUGGAUAAUCAUGCUAGUGUUUGGGCAUGUGCGAGUUUCCAAGAAAUAUGGCCUUCUCCUAACAAUCUGAAGAUGUUUGAAAGGGCUGCUGAAAAGGGUAACUUUGAAGCUGCUGUGAAGCUGGGGAUAGCAUACCUGUACAAUGAAGGCUUGUCCAUCUCCGACGAGGGUCGUGCAGAAGUGAAUGGAUUGAAGGCAUCUCAUUUCUUCAGUCUGACGGAGCGUUUGAACAUGCGUGCAGCCCCUUUUAUCUGGCUUUUUAUUCGUCCUCCCUGGUCCCUGAGUGGAAGCUGUUGUAAAGCUGUGGUCUAUGAAAGUCUCAAAGCAGAAUGUCAGUUGGAGAAAGUUCAAAAAGGAUCCAUUCUCCACUGCUUGGCUAAGGUCUUAAGUCUCUUUGAGGAUGAAGAAAAAAGAAAAGAAUCCAUUGAAAUGUUUGAAGAAUCUUCAAAGCAGGGUUGCUUAAGCAGCUCCUACCUCCUUUGGGAAAGUAACAGAAAGGCUGCUAUGUCAGAUCCUGGCAGAUACCUCCAAAGCCUCAGGAAGCUAAGGGACUAUGCAGCAAAGGGCUGCUGGGAAGCACAGAUAGCUUUAGCUAAAGCUUGUGGGAAUGGAAACCAACUAGGAUUAGAAGCAAAAUCUUCCAAUGAAAUGGUAUCUCAGAUCUUUCAAGCCUCUCUCCCUGUCAGCAAGCAAAGCAUCUUCACUGUGCAGAAAGGAAUGAAUGAAACAAUGAGGUACAUCCUGAUUGACUGGUUGGUAGAAGUAGCUACCAUGAAAGAUUUUUCUAGCCUGUGCCUUCACAUGACAGUGGGAUGUGUGGAUCGUUAUUUGAAGCUGAGACCUGUACCCCGGGCUCGACUCCAACUUCUGGGAAUUGCCUGCAUGGUCAUUUGCACACGUUUCGUCAGCAAAGAAAUCUUGACAAUACGGGAAGCUGUGUGGUUAACAGACAACACGUACAAAUAUGAAGAUCUAGUCAGAAUGAUGGGUGAGAUCAUUUCUGCCUUAGAAGGAAAGAUAAGGAUACCUACUGUUGUGGACUAUGAAGAAGUAUUGUCAAACAUAGUGUCUCUGGAAAGAAGAACUCUUCACCUCUACAGCUUUAUUUGUGAACUGUCACUCCUGAACACAAGCCUCUGCGUGUAUUCCCCAGCUCAUCUAGCUGCUGCAGCACUGCUGUUGGCUAAGGUACUACACAAGCAAGCACAUCCCUGGACAAGCCAGCUGUCUGAAUGCACUGGUUUCUCUCUUGAAGACCUGUUGCCAUGUGUGCUAAGCCUCCACCAAAAAUGUUUCCAUGAUGAUGUCCCAAAGGACUAUAGGCAGGUGUCUUUAACUGCAGUGAAACAACGAUUUGAAGAUGAGCGUUAUGAAGAAAUAGGUAAAGAAAAGAUGAUGAGUUACAGUCAGCUGUGUUCAUUGCUGGGUGUGAAGCAGGAGGACCCAGAACCCAGCCCUUUGCACACAAAUAUGGUGGAAAUUCAGACUUUCCUUAGCUCUCCCUCUGGAAAGAGAACUAAAAGAAGGAGAGAAGACAGCAUUCAGGAUGACAGAGGCAGCUUUGUGACUACACCCACAGCUGAGCUAUCCACCCAGGAAGAAAGUCUUCUGGACAAUUUCCUGGACUGGAGUUUAGACUCCUGCUCUGGUUACGAAGGUGAUCAGGAAAGCGAAGGCGAGAGAGAUGGAGAUGUGACAGCUCCCAGUGGAAUCCUGGAUGUAACUGUGGUCUAUAUGGAUCCAGCAGAGCACUGCUGUCAGGACUCCAGUGAUGAAGAUAAUCUAGCUGCAGGCUGGUCUGAGCACACAGCACCACCGAGUGAGACUCAGCUGCCAGAUGACACUUGUGUUCUUCCAGCAUAUCUCACCCCAAGAAAUCCUAAUGCAGAAGGGAGCUCAGGCUACUCCUCUGUCAACAGCACCAGUCCUACAUCUUCUGUAGAAGGCAGCUUUGGAGUACCUCUCAAAACUACCUCAGCACUGUGUCUUGGCAGUGCCAUGAACAAGGGGCCAUGCCAGCCUCACUACUUGAAAUCACGUUUACAGUCAGUCUGUGCUAGGCCUAGUGAUGGCAAGUGUGACAGAAGACAAGUCAAGCGAAAAAAUGUUGCAGAACACAGUGAAGAAAGGGUGAACUUGGGCUUUUUAAGUCUCUGA
This is a messenger RNA of Rhea pennata, 2349 nucleotides long. RefSeq names its product cyclin F (gene CCNF). Gene Ontology annotation, molecular function: cyclin-dependent protein serine/threonine kinase regulator activity; protein binding. The record is from RefSeq and is a predicted model, not a curated record. The transcript is spliced from 17 exons. The coding region runs from base 1 to 2349 and encodes 782 amino acids. Gene Ontology annotation, cellular component: centrosome; cytoplasm; nucleus. Lineage: Eukaryota; Metazoa; Chordata; Aves; Rheiformes; Rheidae. Gene Ontology annotation, biological process: mitotic cell cycle phase transition; regulation of cyclin-dependent protein serine/threonine kinase activity.